Aspergillus versicolor CBS 583.65 is the source of this 1130-nucleotide messenger RNA. Its product is annotated as triose-phosphate isomerase TPI1. The transcript has 6 exons. Gene Ontology annotation, molecular function: triose-phosphate isomerase activity. Bases 227 to 976 code for a protein of 249 amino acids. Gene Ontology annotation, biological process: glycolytic process; glycerol catabolic process; glyceraldehyde-3-phosphate biosynthetic process. Gene Ontology annotation, cellular component: cytosol. The record is from RefSeq and is a predicted model, not a curated record. NCBI's taxonomy places the organism in Eukaryota, Fungi, Ascomycota, Eurotiomycetes, Eurotiales, Aspergillaceae.
AACUCACAGGACUGGGUCGGCAGCCCGCUUGAAUGACUUCACCCCGAGUUCCCUAUCGAUAAGGCUGCCCCUCCAUUAAGUCACCGGGUUAGUGCACUCCCGCUGCUCCCGUUUAUUUUCGUCAUCCCUCGCCCUGCUUCAAACUUCCCUCUUCCAGCUUCCAACUCACUACAAAACAUCUUUUUCCCUUUCCCAACUCUCGAAACCAUUCCAUCUAUCAUACAAAAUGCCUCGCCAAUUCUUCGUCGGUGGUAACUUCAAGAUGAACGGUAAUGCUGAGAGCACUACCGCCAUCAUUCAGAACCUCAACAAGGCCUCUCUGGAUUCAUCCGCCGAGGUCGUUAUCUCCCCUCCCGCUCUCUACCUCCUCCUCGCCCGCGAGAUUGCCGACGAGAAGAUCGGUGUCUCUGCUCAGAACGUCUUCGACAAGCCCAAUGGUGCUUUCACCGGAGAGAUCAGUGUUCAGCAGCUCACUGAAGCCAAAAUCAACUGGACCAUUCUUGGACACAGCGAGCGUCGCGUUAUCCUCAAGGAGAGCGAUGAGUUCAUUGCCCGUAAGACCAAGGCUGCCAUUGACGGUGGUCUCAGCGUGAUUUUCUGUAUUGGUGAGACGCUCGAGGAGCGUGAGGCCAACAAGACCAUCGAGGUCGUCACCCGUCAGCUUAACGCCGCCGCCAAGGAGCUUUCCCAGGAGCAGUGGAAGAAGGUCGUCAUUGCCUACGAGCCUGUCUGGGCUAUUGGAACUGGCAAGGUUGCUACCACCCAGCAAGCCCAGGAAGUUCACGCUGCCAUCCGCAAGUGGCUCAGCGACGCCAUCUCCGCCGAGGCUGCCGAGAACACCCGUAUCAUUUACGGUGGCUCGGUGAGUGAGAAGAACUGCCAGGAGCUCUCCAAGGAGGCCGAUGUCGAUGGAUUCCUGGUCGGUGGCGCCAGUCUUAAGCCUGCCUUCGUUGAUAUCGUCAAUGCUCGCCUGUAAGCCUUUGUGCUAAAAUUCAACACGCGAAUAUAAAAAGGGCAAAACUCCACGCUCGCCAUGAUUUUCAAGCGUAAUCGCCUCUUCGAUGCCAUGUUGUGGUAUCGCAACGGCAUCUAUUAAAUUUAUGUAGCCUCGACCUACACAGAGGAGUUUU